Messenger RNA from Hibiscus syriacus, 870 nucleotides. RefSeq lists its product as uncharacterized. Bases 32 to 397 code for a protein of 121 amino acids. The record is from RefSeq and is a predicted model, not a curated record. The transcript is spliced from 4 exons. NCBI's taxonomy places the organism in Eukaryota, Viridiplantae, Streptophyta, Magnoliopsida, Malvales, Malvaceae.
UUUGCCGCUCACUACACUCGUUUUUUGAGAUAUGGACGGACUAACCAAGGGUUUCAACGACGUUGUAACCGGCGGUGGUGACGGCCGCGACAAUGAAUACGAGGAACGAGAUGAACGGUCCAGAUCCAGUUGGGCGCAGGUGGUGUCGGGGGAUCAUGAUAACGAACAUCGUCCUCCGUCUCAACGGAGAAAACAGGAGCAGAGUAAACAGGAUGACGAGGGCCGACAGGUUUCGGGUUCAAGACCUCCCCAAAAUGUAAAUUUUAUGGUCGAGGCGGAACAUCCGGUUCCUCUUCCUCUUUCGAACAUGUUUUCGUUGGGGAAAUCAACUGAUGUGGUGGGGAAGAAGUCACUGGCUUCCACAAUUGGCUUCAGAAGAAGCAAAAGGAAGAGUUGAUUAUCAAGGAAGGUUAUAUAUUACCCCGAAGACGAGGGGAAACCCCAGACUCUCAAACACAGUUGCUUACAAUUCAGUAACAAUGGAAUUGGGUCCUUAAAGCAGUGUCAACCACAUUGAUUGGUGUCAGCCCUGAGUUUGAAAUUGCUCUCUAUACUCUGUGUUUCUUUGUGGGUGAAAAGGAUAACCAUGUACAGCUCGGUCCAUACUCGGUUAACAUCAAGUGCUACCGGUUCGGAUAUAAGAUCGGUUCCGUGUUUCCGAUGGCAUAAUGUUUGAUUCUCAGCCCCAUGUAUCACUAGUAUUAUCCAGAAGCCACAGAAACACUAAAGACAUGUUUAUGUUUCUUGGAUCAUGUACUUACAAAUUUGGUAAUAAUGAUUGUGUGUAAAACUUAGGUACAUUGCUGGUAUGCAUUCCCCUAUGGCUUAACCUUAUGAUGAAUGAGGAAUCAAAUUCUGCAAUAUAGUUUU